UUCACGACACACAUCAGUGUUGCUGCACAACUGGAAUGAACGUAAUGUCUUUGAAUUCUCUUUCGUUCGCUUAGAAAUGCAAGUUGAAACCAAAAUCCCCGGCUGUUAUACCCGGUCCGGACUGUCAUUGGUCCGAAUGGUUUGGCCCGUUUUUAAACUCCAGCGCGGAUGUUGUUUUAUCGUCCGCCUCAAACAUCCCAAGUUAAAUCCCAUGUUGACGUUACACCUCAACCUCUGACUUCCCCUUAAAUGCUUAAGUGUAAUUUCCAUGGUUUGAUUGUUGAUUAGAUCCAUUCCUCUGAAAGCCAGUGUUUGAGCCUGUUGCAGCCGCGAUGCCGAAUCACAGAGAGGAACAGGCAGACGAGCCCACGGACGUCCCCCGCCUGGAGGAGCUCGAGUCCCCGCCAGGCAGCCCACCCCAGAACGGCUCCAUGUCCCAUCUGAUGGAAUUACAGAAUUGCGUUUCAAACCUCAGCCUCGCACACGAAAUCGUUGUCAACCAAGACUUCCGUUUCAAAUCCUCCAGCCCGCCCAAGGACAGUCUGGAGGGCCGGGUGGCGGAGAUGGUGCACCGGGCCUUCUGGGACGUCCUGCGGGAGCAGCUGGAGAGCAGCCCGCCCGACCACCGCCAGGCCGUCCCGCUGCUCCGGGAGGUGAAGACGAUGCUGCUGUCCCUGCUGCUGCCCGCCCACGUGGGGCUGCGGGCCCAGCUGGACCGGGUCCUGGACCUGGAGCUGAUCCAGCAGCAGGUGGACCACGGGGCCCUGGACCUCCAGCGGCUGGCCUCCUUUAUCGCCUCCACCAUGGCCGGCCUGUGCGCCCCCGUCCGGGACCCCGAGAUCCGGGCGCUGAGGCUCCUCACCGACCCCGUGGACCUCUUCAGGGAGGUGCUGCGGGUGCUGGAGCUGAUGAAGAAGGACAUGGUGAACUUCACGCUGCUCAGCCUGCGGCCGCAUCUCGCCCAGCAGGCCGUCCCCUACGAGAGAGCCAAGUUCCAGGAGCUCCUACGCAGAGAGCCCGGUUCUCUGGACCACACCACCUCCUGGCUGCAGAGGGCCGCCCAGGAGCAGCGGGCCGCGCUGCCCCCCGGCCCCCCUGGCUCUGACCCGGGGGGUAGGGGGGCCCUCAGCCCCUCAGCCGUCCUGAACCGGGCCUACAUGGGUCUGCUUCACUGGGACCCCCAGGACCAGCGCUACCCUGAGACUGUGCUCAUGGACAGAGACCGCUUGGACACGCUGGGUCACAGAGUAGACCUGCUGGCGCUGCAGGCUGCAGUACUGCUGCUGACCAGCGCCCAGUGCGGGGGCGCUGUUCUCUCCCUGCCCGGGUUUGUAGGUAAACUCAAGCAGACCACCGCUGCCCUGCUGGAGGGCAGCCAGGCCAGGGAGGCCGACCUGAAGGGGGCGCUGCAGGCUGUCGGGGAGCAGGUGCUGGUCCUGGUGGCCCCGGCCCUGGAGGCCCUGGACGGGCCCCCGCUGUCCCGGCAGGGCCAGGACGCGCUGAGGGGCCAGAUAGCAGACCUCUGGAGACCAUCCAACCCCAUCCGGACCCUCAUAGGGGAGCGAGUUCAGGGUUUCCUGCGGGCGACGCUGGAGGCCGGCCCCCCCGGCAGGAAGGCCCCGCCCCCCCCCGCCGUCCUGACCGCCCAGGGGCCCGAGCUGGAGGAGCUGGGGGCCCGCUUCAGCCGGCUGGUCCACUUCAACCGGUCGGUGUUCGGCCCCCGCUACGCCCCCGUCCUCAGGGGGCUGCUGUUCCCCCCUGGGGGGGAGGAGGGGGAGGGCGGGGAGGUGGGGCGCUAGACCGGGAGGGGGGAGA
Molecule: messenger RNA, 1815 nt
Organism: Gadus morhua (Atlantic cod)
Lineage: Eukaryota; Metazoa; Chordata; Actinopteri; Gadiformes; Gadidae
Product: T-complex protein 11-like protein 2
Exons: 10
Coding region: 333-1799 (488 amino acids)
Biological process (GO): regulation of sperm capacitation
Cellular component (GO): acrosomal vesicle; sperm flagellum
Source: RefSeq, a predicted model, not a curated record